AUGGUACGAUUACACAAGCCUCCAAGGUAUGUUCGGGCCAGUAUACUGUGCUCAUGCGGGGGACUGCUGUUGGGGAUGGAUACUGGCAUCAUUGGACCCGUCACGGUUAUGGACAGCUUUGUUUCACGAUUUGGCAGCCAAUCAUCAACCAUUCACGGCCUGAUCGUCUCAUCCAUCCUGAUUCCAGCCGCAUUUUCUUCCUUCUUCGCGGGGUAUCUGGCGGACAAAAUGGGUAGGCCUAAGGGUAUCAGCAUCGGUGCUCUUAUCUUUGCAAUUGGGGCAGCUUUGGAAGCGGCUGCUGUGCAUAUUGGGAUGUUUGUUGUGGGACGUUGCAUCGAGGGCAUAGGUGAGGGCUUAUAUCUAGGCACCCUCGUCGUCUACAUCUGCAAGAUCUCUCCGCCAAGGGUUAGAGGAGCGUUGACAACCGGGCCCCAGUUGCUAAUUACUCUGGGGUUGACGAUCGGUUUCUUUGCAUGCUACGGUACUUCUCGCACGAAGUCUUCCUUUUCAUGGCGCACGCCUUUCAUCAUCUUGGCUUGUCUGGCUGCUACAUUCUCCAUGGCUUCACUCCUGUGGUUAAGUCCAUCACCGAGAUGGUUGACCCUCCAUGGCCGGAGAUCGGAGGCUACUGCAGUUUGGGAUUACCUUGGUGUCAGCCAGGCGGAACGUGAAAAGGUUGAGAUUGAACAGACUCAAAGCGUUAAUACUGAGGCUGUCGCGAGUGCUUCGAGCGACAUACAUGCCUCAUCAGUAUCCCAACGCCAGGACAGAUCAAUGAAGCACAAGUUUUUCGAUCUGUUUGCAAAAGAUGUACGAACACGCACCGCACUGGCUGUGUUUCUAAUGGGCAUGCAGCAGCUCAGUGGGAUUGAUGGUGUGCUCUAUUAUGCCCCACUGCUCUUUGAGCAAGCAGGACUAGCUUCUUCAGAUGCCAGCUUCUUUGCCUCGGGUGUUUCUGCAAUAGUGAUCUUCGCCGUAACCAUUCCGGCGCUCAUAUGGGCGGACAGGUGGGGCCGACGACACAGCACUAUCUAUGGUGGCAUCGGCCUCGCCAUCACAAUGUUCUUGAUAGGGGGUCUCUACGCAGGGAAUGCCGUACACGACUCAACUGGUGCAGGUCGGUGGGUGGUCAUUGUCUGCAUCUAUAUUUUUGCAGUUAUAUACUCUCUCAGCUGGGCAGUCGGCAUCAAGAUCUACGCAGCAGAGAUACAGCCACAAAGGACCCGCGCAUCGGCCACUAGCUUGGCACAUGGCAGCAAUUGGACUGCUAACUUUCUGGUCGCACUCACGACACCCAUAUUACUGUCAAAAAGCAGCUUCGGUGCAUACUUUCUCUUUGGUGGAUGCACCCUGAUCACGGCGUUCAUUUGCGCCCUGUUCAUGCCCGAAACAAAAGGACGAUCCUUGGACGAAAUCGAGGAGGCCUUCAAUACAAUUAUUCUGCCGAAUUGGAAUUUAGCCCGGAUAUUUCCCCUCGCUGAUAAAGAAGAAAUUGUGUCCGUCACCCCAGAAUGCCGUGAUAUCCCCCUACACCUUGACACUUGGCACACGGCACGAUGCCGCCCCGCAGAAGAGCGCCGAUCUCUGCGGCGAACCUGCGAUCUGCGCAACCUUCAGAGGCAAGGUGCAGCAUCUGCAAAGCCAGGCGCCGCGGAUACUACGAAACGCAGACGUCCCUCUCAGACCGCACAACCUCCCCGAGCCGAACAGCCGCCACCACCCAGUGCGGAGGAACAGCAGCAGAAGUCGACCGAAGAGCACGAGCAUUCGCAUUCUACAUACCGCCACCGCGACCCAUUUGACGCGCUUCUGGAACCUUUCUACUACAACAAGUCCCUCACGGAUCCGAUCAAUACUGCGAAAGACAAAUGGAACCUUCUGCCGGCUUUCCUCAAGGUUAAGGGAUUGGUGAAGCAGCACAUUGACUCAUACAACUAUCUCGUUGAGGUCCAGCUGAAGAAAAUUGUCGAGUCUAGCUCUACAAUUCGAAGCGAUGUCGACCAUACCUUCUACAUCAAGUUCACCAACAUUUACCUUGGGUUCCCGCGCCGUGCCGACGAGCCGCAGGAUGCGCGGGCCGACUUCACCUACUCGACCGUGUCCCCGCAAGAAUGUCGCCUACGUGAUACGACGUACGCGGCUCCCAUUCAGGUCGAUUUUGAGUACGUCCGUGGUCGUCAAAGGGUCAUGAGGAAGGGUGUUGCCAUUGGUAGAAUGCCGGUUAUGCUUCGGAGUUCCAAGUGUGUAUUGGCGAAUAAGACACCGGCGGAGAUGACGGUGCUGAACGAGUGUCCCUUGGAUCCUGGUGGUUAUUUCAUCGUGAACGGAACCGAGAAGGUUAUUCUUGUCCAGGAACAGUUGAGCAAGAACAGAAUUAUCGUUGAAACCGACCCCAAGAAGGAGAUUGUUCAGGCGUCGGUUACAAGUUCUUCCAACGAGCGAAAGUCGAAGAGUUACAUUGUCCUCAAGAAGGACAAGCUCUACGUGAAGCACAACGUGCUCAGCGAGGAUAUUCCCAUCGUCAUCCUUUUGAAGGCGAUGGGCAUCCACACGGAUAAGGAGAUGCUUCUGCUGGUCGCGGGUGUCGACAAGGUUUAUCAGGAAGACUUUGCCAUCAACUUCGAGGAGGCGAUCAAGUUGGGUAUCUACACGCAACAACAGGCUCUGGAUUGGAUUGGUGCACGGAUUAAGAUCAACCGCAAGCAGUCGCCUUCUUAUCGCCGUACCCACGUUCAGGAAGCCGUCGAGGCCAUUGCCUCUGUCAUCAUCUCCCACAUUGAAGUGAAGAACAUGAACUUCCGGCCCAAGGCUGUCUAUGUUGCGCACAUGGCGCGUCGUGUGCUUAUGGCCAAGAACGAUGCCAGCCUGGUUGAUGACCGUGAUUAUCUCGGAAACAAGCGUCUGGAAUUGGCUGGUCAGCUGCUGGCUUUGCUCUUUGAAGAUUUGUUCAAGAAGUUCUGCUUCGACAUCAAGAUGAACAUUGACAAGGUUUUGAACAAGCGCAACCGUGCGGAAGCCUUCGAUGCUUACAGUGUCAUCACUAUGCAUAGCAACCACAUCACCCAGGGUAUGAACCGUGCUAUCUCGACGGGUAACUGGAGCUUGAAACGUUUCCGCAUGGAACGUGCUGGUGUGACCCACGUGCUCAGUCGACUGAGUUAUAUUGCGGCUCUGGGUAUGAUGACGCGUAUUAGCAGUCAGUUCGAAAAGACGAGAAAGGUCUCUGGUCCUCGUGCAUUGCAGCCUUCGCAGUUUGGUAUGCUCUGUCCAGCCGAUACUCCAGAAGGUGAGGCCUGUGGUCUCGUCAAGAACUUGGCACUCAUGACGCACAUUACAACCAAUGACGAAGAGGGCCCGGUCAGAAACUUGAUUUUCAUGCUCGGUGCCGAAGAUAUUCAGACUGUGGGUGGUAAGGAGCUCUACGGACCUGGCUGCUAUACGAUUUCCAUCAACGGAACACCCACCGCACUCACACGUCGUCCGAAAUACUUCCUUGACGCGUUCCGCAGACUGCGUCGAAUGGGUCGCAUUUCUGAGUUCGUCAGUAUCUACAUCAACCACCACCAGAGGGCCGUCCAUGUCGCGACCGAUGAUGGACGUAUCUGUAGACCGCUUAUCGUCGUCGAAAACGGCAAGUCUCGUGUUAAUGCCCAGCACCUCGAGAAGCUGCGUAAUGGCACAAUGCAGUUCGACGACUUCCUUGCUCAAGGUCUGGUCGAGUAUCUUGAUGUCAACGAAGAGAACGACUCUUUGAUUUCCAUCUACGAGAAAGAUAUCACAGAAACCACCACCCAUCUGGAAAUCGAGCCCUUUACGGUCCUCGGUGCAGUCGCCGGUCUUAUUCCCUAUCCUCACCACAACCAGUCCCCCCGUAACACCUACCAAUGUGCUAUGGGUAAACAAGCUAUUGGCGCGAUCGCCUCCAACCAAUUUCUGCGUAUUGACUCGAUUCUGUACCUCAUGGUCUACCCGCAAAAGCCCAUGGUCAAGUCUCGCACCAUCGAGCUGACCAAAUACGAUCAGCUUCCUGCCGGACAGAACGCCAUCGUCGCCGUCAUGAGUUACUCUGGUUACGAUAUUGAGGAUGCCCUGGUCCUGAACAAGGGUUCAGUCGACCGCGGCUUCGGACGCUGCCAGGUGUUCCGGAAAUACGUCACCAACCUGAAGAGUUACUCCAACGGCACCAAGGACCGGCUGAGCGGACCUACCUACGAGAACGACGCUCCAAUCCGCAAGCACGCUCUCCUCGAGAGUGACGGUCUCGCCGCAGUCGGUGAGCAAGUCAACGCCGGCGAAGUCUACAUCAACAAGUCCACUCCCGACCAGUCCAUGUCAUCAGGCUUCCCCAACUCCGACGCCGGCCGACCCGUCUCAUACAUGCCAACUCCUAUGACCUACAAGCUCCCAGACCCCGCCUACAUCGACAAAGUGAUGGUCUCGGUCACCGAGAACGAGAACCAGCUCGUCAAAGUCCUCACCCGCCAGACCCGCCGCCCGGAAGUCGGCGAUAAGUUCUCCUCGCGUCACGGACAGAAGGGUGUGGUAGGUAUCAUCGCCGACCAAGCUGACAUGCCCUUCACCGACACCGGCAUCAACCCUGACAUCAUCAUGAACCCCCACGGUUUCCCCUCUCGAAUGACAGUCGGCAAGAUGCUGGAACUCGUCGCCGGCAAAGCCGGCGUUCUAGCCGGCCAACACGGCUACGGUACCUGCUUCGGCGGCAGUCCCGUCCAGGAAAUGUCCCAGAUCCUAAUCGACAACGGCUUCAGCUACGGUGGCAAGGACUACCUCACCUCGGGUAUCACGGGCGAAGCCCUACCCUUCUACGUCUUCACGGGUCCCAUCUACUACCAGAAACUGAAGCACAUGGUCCAAGACAAGAUGCACUCGCGUGCUCGUGGUCCCCGCGCUAUUCUUACCCGUCAGCCUACGGAAGGUCGUUCCCGUGACGGUGGUCUGCGUCUGGGUGAGAUGGAACGUGAUUGUUUGAUUGCGUAUGGUACUAGUCAGCUUCUACUGGAACGGUUGAUGAUCUCGUCUGAUCGUCAUGAGAUCGAUGUCUGCGAGCAGUGCGGAUUCAUGGGAUACUUGAACUGGUGUCAGCGGUGCAAGUCGUCCCGCAGCGUGGUCAAGAUGGCUAUCCCGUAUGCAGCGAAGCUGCUCAUUCAGGAGCUGAUGAGUAUGAAUGUCACCGCGAGGUUGAAGCUUGAUGACGAGUUCCCGGAGAUGAAGGGGCGGUAA
This is a messenger RNA of Aspergillus welwitschiae, 5241 nucleotides long. RefSeq names its product DNA-directed RNA polymerase III core subunit RET1. Gene Ontology annotation, molecular function: DNA-directed RNA polymerase activity; ribonucleoside binding; DNA binding. Gene Ontology annotation, cellular component: RNA polymerase III complex; membrane. The coding region runs from base 1 to 5241 and encodes 1746 amino acids. Lineage: Eukaryota; Fungi; Ascomycota; Eurotiomycetes; Eurotiales; Aspergillaceae. Gene Ontology annotation, biological process: DNA-templated transcription; transmembrane transport. The transcript is spliced from 9 exons. The record is from RefSeq and is a predicted model, not a curated record.